Messenger RNA from Trachymyrmex cornetzi, 885 nucleotides. RefSeq lists its product as uncharacterized. Gene Ontology annotation, biological process: DNA integration. The transcript is spliced from 2 exons. NCBI's taxonomy places the organism in Eukaryota, Metazoa, Arthropoda, Insecta, Hymenoptera, Formicidae. The coding region runs from base 1 to 885 and encodes 294 amino acids. The record is from RefSeq and is a predicted model, not a curated record. Gene Ontology annotation, molecular function: nucleic acid binding.
AUGACGUUUGAAAAAUUAUACUACGAUCCGUCGCAUAACGCGGGCUAUUCGGCGGUGGAUAAUCUAACUCGUGCUGAUAACCCGAAUUUCUCACGGGGAGAAGUCGUGCGCUGGCUCGAAUCGCAAGAAGCGUACACGUUGCACCGACUAUUGCGUAGAAAAUUUCCACGAUUGCAUUACAACGUAACGAACAUCGACGAUGUGUGGGAGGCAGAUUUGAUCGAACUCCGAAAUCUAAAAAGUUACAACGACGGUUAUUCCUAUCUGUUAGUGAUUAUAGAUGUACUAAGUAAAUACGUAUGGGUAGAACCGUUACGCGACAAAACGAGUAACUGCGCGAUAAAAGCUUUUCAACGCGUACUAGCGAAAAGCGAAGGCCGAGUACCCGUAUAUCCGCAAACGGACAAGGGUAAAGAAUUUGUCGCGCAAUCAAUGCAGAAAUUUCUUAAAGAAAACAACAUUCGUUUUCGAGUAACGCGCAAUCCAGACAUCAAAGCCGCCAUCGUCGAGCGCUUCAACAGAACACUGAAGGAACGAAUGUGGGUUAUGGUUGGAGAAGCUUGCCAAGAUCUUCUUGAUCGAUUGAACCAGGAACGUCAAGGUGAGAUUGUCAAAUCAGUUUACGAAAAUUGUUUGGCAUUCUACGACAUUACUGCGAAAGAAAUUCGUAACAAACUUUUUGUCAAGAACGAAUUUCUGUGUAAAUUGAGGAUUUUCGAACCUAAAUUUGCUUUGCAGCAAGAAGACGAAAAAAACACCUCGAAUAACUCCGUUCAGGUUGUUCUUUUUGUUGCCCAACGAUUCGGCGGAUUUGAUGAGGAGAUAUUAAAAGAAGAAUGGCAAUUCCUAAAAAAGAUUUCACAUCAGAGCAGAAAGCCACAAUAA